Molecule: messenger RNA, 1440 nt
Organism: Aspergillus ochraceoroseus IBT 24754
Lineage: Eukaryota; Fungi; Ascomycota; Eurotiomycetes; Eurotiales; Aspergillaceae
Product: putative aminotransferase family protein (LolT)
Exons: 2
Coding region: 1-1440 (479 amino acids)
Source: RefSeq, a predicted model, not a curated record
AUGGCCGGUCCAACACCAUUUGGUGCUCCCAUGAAGGAGCUCUUCCUGAUCGAUGAGGACUUUCGGAAUCUCAACCACGGUACGGUACCCUAUUCCAUUAUACCGCGGUAUACUAAGAGAUAUUUAAAAAAAAAACAAAAAGGCUCCUUCGGCACCUACCCCAAAGCCAUCCAAAAGGUCUUCCGCGAUUAUCAACACGCCUCUGAAGCCCGCCCCGACGUCUUCCGGCGCUACACCCAACCCAAAGCCAUCGUCGCAGCCCGCACCGCCAUCGCAUCUCUCCUGCACGUCCCCCCCGAAGAAUGCGUCCUGGUCAAGAACGCCAGCACGGGCAUCAACACCGUCCUCCGCAACCUCCUCCCCUUCACCCCCCGCGACGUGAUCAUCUACUUCGAUACCGUCUACGGAGCGGUCGAGCGCUCCCUCGUGGCGCUCUGCGAGUCCACCGCGCUCCAGCAUCUCCGCAAAGUCGAGUACACGUUCCCGCUGGCGCAUGGCGAGAUCGUGCGGCGGUUCCGCGCCCUGGUGCGCCAGCUCCGCGACGAAGAGCACCUGAACCCCAAGCUCGCCGUCUUCGAUACCAUCGUCAGUAUGCCUGGCGUGCGGUUCCCCUUUGAGCAGCUCACCCGCGUGGCCAGGGAAGAGGGCGUGCUGAGCGUGAUUGAUGCCGCGCAUGGCGUGGGCCAGAUUCCGUUGGAUUUGAGUGUGCUGCAGCCGGAUUUUUUUACGACUAAUUGUCAUAAAUGGCUCUAUGUUCCUCGUGGCUGUGCCGUUCUCUACGUUCCCCGGCGUCACCAGCACCUUAUCCGAACCACCCUCCCAACAUCCUGGGGCUUCAUUCCUGCCCCCGAAAGCGCGAAAUGGGCCGCUGGCUUGCUCGCGUCAACGGUCGAAAGCGACCCAGACCAGUCUGCGUUUCUGAGGUUGUUCGAGUUCGUCGCUACGACCGACGACACCGCGUACUGCUGUAUCCCGGAGGCGAUCAAGUUCCGGGAAGAAGUCUGCGGCGGCGAGGAGAAGAUCUACGGGUAUCUGGAGGAAUUGGCGAAGGAGGCAGCGGAUGUGGUUGCCCGGAUUCUAGGGACGGAGGUUUUGAAAGAGGAGGAGGAGGAGGAAGGGGAGGAAGGGAGUCGUUUGAUGGCUUGUGCCAUGUCGAAUGUUCGAUUACCUGUGAGGAUUGGUUCGGGCCAAUUCGUGGCGGAAUCUGGAUCCGGAAUCAAAGUAAGGAAAGAUGCUCGUGGAGAGGUGACGGUUAGCUGUGAGGACGUGGGCCGCUUGUCAGGCUGGAUCCAGGACCAGCUUGUCGAGAGAGGUACCUUUGUGCCUGUUUUCGCCCACGGCGGUGCCCUCUGGACCAGAUUGAGCGCGCAGGUGUAUCUGGACAUAAGCGAUUUCGAGUGGCUAGGUGGAGUGCUGAAGGAGAUUUGCAGCGAGAUUUGA